Molecule: messenger RNA, 2442 nt
Organism: Metarhizium acridum CQMa 102
Lineage: Eukaryota; Fungi; Ascomycota; Sordariomycetes; Hypocreales; Clavicipitaceae
Biological process (GO): protein phosphorylation
Molecular function (GO): protein kinase activity; ATP binding
Source: RefSeq, a predicted model, not a curated record
AUGGCCCAUCUUACUCGAGAAGAGUGCAACUCCAUCGACGAAAAUCCUCUCGGCGACUCGCUCAGCGGUGUUCGUGAGGCAUUGCGCGAGGCAGAGCGAAACACCUGCCGCGAAGCUUCUCAAUCAGAUGACAGCACAGGUGCGCCAGGACGGCCGCGCUUGUUCAUGGCGGCCAUAGGGAAGCUAUUCUCAAUACUGUCUGCAUCUGAUGUUUCGCUAGCACUUGCUUCCAGAACUGCUCGUGACUCCCUGUUCUCUGAUCUGGGAGUUGUCCGCACUCGUUUUCAAAAGGGGGACAUUGAGUACAAACAAUUUCGCCCGUUAUCGCAACUUGUGAUGAAGCAGGCGCCAGAUACCGAAAUCUGGGCUGCCGUCGUAGCUCUCGUGCGAUCAAUUUCUCACUCCACCCCACCACCGAGCCUCCCACCAUCCUUCGAAACCCCGAUAACCCAUUCAUCUGCUUCGCAGCAAGGGCCAGAACAGACGCGACGGAAGAUCGAGCCUCGCGUGUUCGAAGAGAUUCGCCACUGUACGCACCGUGCAGUAGAAGGUUUCCAUGAGAAAUAUUUUGAAAGACACAAAUGGAACAGGCGAGCCAAGCGAAUUUGGCAAAGCGUCAAGAGCCGCUAUAGCGAGAGCGAGAAGAGAUGGACACAAUUGCCGGACGCGGCCACCGAAGACGAGGUAUGUGACUGGUUACUCAACUUGCAGGAAGAGCUGCUGGCAACCGAACGAGCCGCAUACUUCAGAAGCAACGGAGGCAAUAAAGUUGGGGCUGAGGCGUCACGUCAACUGGAUCUUUUUGUCAAAAUGAAAAGAGUCGACGCAGCAGACGCGAAGCACGACUGGAGACACGGGAUGAUCGUAGGCGAGCUUAAGCAAUCCAACCAGACAAACAAGAGUCUAUGGCUUCAGAUAGGCAGUGCUGUGCGAAAUGUAUUCGCCUACCAGCCCACACGAUUUUUUGUGCACGCCUUCUCUCUUACUGGCACAGAAAUGGAGACAUGGAUCUUUGACCGGUCUGGGCCGUACAGCGGGGCUACGUUUGACAUCCAUGAGGAGCCCGAGAAGUUCAUUCGGGUCAUGUGUGGAUAUUUGAUGAUGAGUGACGAGGAGCUGGGCUUGGAUACCUUUACCAAAGCAAAAGACAACAAGUUGUUUGUCACCAUACCUGUUGAAACCCGCGGGAAGAAGCGGAAACAUCAACUCGAACUCGACCCCAACCCGAUCGCCCAUCAGCGAGCCAUUGUCUGUCGCGGCACGUCUUGCUUCCUCGCUAGGGCCGCUGGCGCAGGAGAUUUUGAUACAGUCGUAAAAUACUCUUGGACUUCUAAUAUGCGACCACCCGAGGCUGAUCUUCUUAACAAGGCAAACGAACGCGGCGUUAAAGGUCUCGCGAGAGUGGUUGGCUACCAUGAAGAAGUCACUACCAUAAGCAAGCUUCGUGAAGGUCUGGUCUUCUCGGCUCCGCAUAAGUUUCGUAGUGUGCCUGACAGUACCACUACAUCCUUUUCGCAAUCACAACCUCCACCGAGCCACUCUUUCAGCCAGUUUCACGGCCUCAGUAUCGCCAGCAAUGGAGACGGCAAGCGGAAGCUAACGGAUUGGUCAAGCCAUUCAUCUAAGAGAUCUCGGUCAAACAGCCAGCUUGCAGAGACAGAACAAGCAGAAAACGGGGUCACUUAUCCUGUUCAAGAACCGCAAGGUACUAGCCUUGUCCAGCAAAACCAGGCACCAUACGAUAACCGCAUCUUUCGCGUGCUGGCAAUUUCUCCGGCAGGGCGAUCCAUCAGCCAAUUCAAGUCUGUCGUCGAACUCCUUGAAAGUCUUCGUGACGCUAUCAAGGUUCAUCGCUCACUCUACAUGGAUGGCAAAAUCCUGCAUAGAGACAUCUCGGAAAACAAUAUAAUUAUCACCGAUCCGGGAAUGGCAGACGGCUUUAAGGGCAUGCUCAUCGACUUGGACUUGGCAAAGGAAGAAGGCAAGGGUCCUAGCGGGGCCAGACACCGGACCGGCACAAUGGAGUUCAUGGCAAUUGAAGUGCUCCUGGGAAUUUCGCACACUUAUCGGCACGAUAUUGAAGCCUUCUUCUACGUUCUCAUCUGGCUAUGCGCUCGCCGCGGUUGGGCAUUGGCUGGUGCUUCGAAGAAGCCGGCGACAAAGACCAUACUUUCGCACUGGUACACUGGAACCUACAAGGACAUUGCGCGGAACAAACGUGGCGAUAUGGAUAAAAAUGGCCUUGAAGCCAUAUUGAGGGAAUGUUCCCAAGUAUUUGAUUGUGUCAAGCCUUUGUGUAGGACAAUAAGAGAUGUACUGUUCCCGCAUAAGGAUGGUCUCUUCACCGGUACUCCACAGGAUCCGAAUAUUCUGUACGAUCCAAUCAUCAAGGCAUUUAAUGAUACUAUAGCAGGGAUAGGGCUGAGAGAGGCAAAUACGUGA